Molecule: messenger RNA, 906 nt
Organism: Trypanosoma theileri
Lineage: Eukaryota; Euglenozoa; Kinetoplastea; Trypanosomatida; Trypanosomatidae
Product: exosome complex exonuclease
Exons: 1
Coding region: 1-906 (301 amino acids)
Biological process (GO): CUT catabolic process; nuclear polyadenylation-dependent rRNA catabolic process; U4 snRNA 3'-end processing
Cellular component (GO): cytoplasmic exosome (RNase complex); nuclear exosome (RNase complex)
Molecular function (GO): RNA binding
Source: RefSeq, a predicted model, not a curated record
AUGAGCGAUACGACUUGCAUCGUUGGUGAUUCCAUAUGUGGUUCUGUCGGUAUUUCAAAGUUCUCUAGCUUAAGUGAUGAUGUUUUUCUCAGAGGUUACAGUACUUAUGAAGGCGAACAUCCAAAUGAAGCUGCAGCCGCACAGGAGGGAGGAGGCGAAAUUGUGGCUGCCAUUAAUGGACUGAUAGAAGUUACUGAUCGUGUUGUUUCUGUAAAAGGAAUGUCAUCCCGUUAUCAUCCUGAAAUAGGUGACAUUGUAAUAGGACGGGUAAAGGAAGUAAGUGGAAAUCGUUGGCGUAUCGAUAUUGGAGCUUAUCAAGACGCGGUGAUGUUGUUAUCUAAUGUGACUGAACCUGGAGGUAUACUCAGAAGAAGGGGAAGAAGUGACGAACUCAGUAUGAGACAAAUAAUUGACCAGGAUGAACUAGUUGUGGCGGAAGUGCAGCGUAUCUCUUCGGAUGGUGUUGCGUCCCUCCAUACUCGAUCUGGUGAAAAGUAUGGGAAGUUAUCUGUUCUUGGUACGUUUGUUUCGGUCUCUCCAGCUCUUGUAAAACGUGCCAAACAUCAGUUUUUUACUGUUGAUUCAUUUCCUGUAAAUGUUAUUCUGGGUAUAAACGGAAUGAUAUGGAUCUCCCCAGAUGCUCAACCAAAAGAUUCAAAUGAUGUUUCUCUCCCUCUAAAUGAAGAAGAUGAUGUUGAUGUGAGACGCGGCAUCGCACGUGUUGCGAACUGUAUUAGGAUUAUGAAUGGCACCCGACUUCCAAUUUUUGCUAAAUCCAUUAAUGCUGCGGUUAAAUCCUCUAUUGAUUUGGGACUUAGUCCUUUUGAAAUUCUACAACAGUCAAAUUACGAUCAGAUAACAACAGCCGUCUUGGAAAAUAUAACAACGCGAAAACACUUACUGUAA